AUGACACGAAGAAAACGACGAUAUCAUUACUCAAUGAAUGUUCCAUUACAUAAAAAUUAUUCGUUGCCAGCUGUUUAUCGUCAUUUAAAACAACGUAAUCUUGGAGUUAUUCAUGUGAAAGACAAAAUUGAAAAUUGUAAACGCCGAUUAGUUAUCGGAUUUAAGAGCUCCUCACAUCGUGAUCAAUAUCGUCAACAUUUAUCCGAAGAUUAUUUCCAUUUAUUUCAAAUAUUAUAG
Didymodactylos carnosus is the source of this 237-nucleotide messenger RNA. The record is from the annotation of a GenBank genome assembly. NCBI's taxonomy places the organism in Eukaryota, Metazoa, Rotifera, Eurotatoria, Philodinida, Philodinidae.